UUUCAAUCAAUCUUUUUAUUAUAUUCCAUCAAUAAAAGUAAAGAGAAUUUGGAUUGGGGGGUGGGGGAUCCCCGAUGCAAGCAAGCAAGCAAUUAAAGUAGUGGAGCGGCGGAGCCCCUCCCUUCCUCAAACGACGAUAAAGCAAAAGCCGCUCUGUCUCUUUCUGCCGCCUUGUCGGCAUAAACUUUAGCUGCCAUUCUGGACGUCUCCUCACUCUUCUCUUCCUCCGCUCACUCUCUAUCCCCUAUAUGCUCACUCCUCCUCCACGCUUCCCUACAAUCUAAGCUAUUAGCCCUUGCAGGAAGAAGCUUUCAACCCCCAGCUCCGUCAAAUCCCAUUUAUCACCUCAGGCCUCAGCUGGUUCUUUUAUGUAGAAAUACAGGAGGGGGAAUUGAGGCUCUCUUCUUUGCUCCAUACUAGACUAGACUAGACUAGAUUACACCGCAGGUGUGAAUUUAUGUUUGAUUCAUUCACAGUGAGAUAUUCAUUUCCGUUGCCGUUCACAGAUCUGGAUUCAAUUGGGCCUACAAGCUAAUCAAUAGUGCGGACGCUUGUUUUAAUUCCUUCUGUCUGCGUGAGAAUGCCUUUUUUUGCUCGUUUGUUGCUUGCUUGCUUGCUUUUAGGCUUAUUAUUGUUAUUAUCUAGCCAGCGUUCCCUUGGAGUGGCUGCUGCAUGUCUACUGCUCUUUGGUCUAUGAGUUGUUCUCUUUGCACUUACGGAUUUGAUUGAUAUUGUGUGGGUUUCAUCCCAUUUUGUGGAGAGGCUUCUAGAGAAUAUAAUUUAAGAAUGAAACUCUCUGGUUAUUGAUGAAAUACUUCGGUAACUAUACAAGUCGUGAUAGAAAGCAAAGCUGCGCAUGAGUAGGGAUCUGCUGAUGCGUAUUGCUUCUCUAUGUGUUGGACAAUAUGAAUAACGAUAUUCUGAUUAAUGAAUUGUUUUUACAGCAUAUAUUUUUUUUUUAAAAAAUGUAAAGAUGUUCUUGUUUUCUGGAUUAUUAUAAUGCGUAUUUGACCAUUAAAAUGGGAAAAUAUUCAUUUUCCUUCUCCUUUUAUUGCUUUCUGUUUUUAUCCAUUUUUAAAGAAUGCAAGUACUCAGCUAGUAAAAUAGCUUUUAGAGAAUUCCUUCUCCUAUUAGGCUUCUUCCUUGAGUAGGGAGUAUUGUAAAAUACUUGAUUGCUAAAGCAUGUUACUUGCUAUUUACUUUUACUUUUAGGGCUUUUGAUUUGGGGGAGGGGGAGUGGGAUUGAUUUCCGUCUUGCUAGUGUAUGUUAGUCCUAUAGUAGAAGAUAACUAUAUGUUCAUGUAUUUAUAAAUAAUAUGUCAUCUUCUAGUUUUCCAUCAUUUGCAAUGGAGCCAAAGAUUCAUUAUUUUUUGGCUUGAGAUUAUGAUGGAAUAAAGAAAAAUGGCUCACUAAACUGUCUGCCCUUCUUUGUUAUGAAGCAUCAGUCAAUCCAUGCAAUUUUGGACAGGAUUUUCAGUACAGGGGUAAGACUGCGUACAUACGAUCCCCCCUUACUCCACCUUCCACCGUAGGUGGGAGCCUUUGCGGCACUGGGGUAAAUGAAAAUGAAAUGAAAAUGAAUGUCAUCUUCAAAUUUAGAAGGGGAGCCUUGACGCACCCGUUAAGGUGUUGGUGUGUAACCUGAGAGCUGAGACGUGUUCUUUUCAUGAUAUAUAAUUGUAAAAAAUGCAAAGGGGUCCAGAAUCAAAACUACUUUCAAGACAAUUGCCAUCAGAGGCUAAAUUGAUGAAUAUGUUCCCAAUUCCUGAAUCUAAACCGCUUCCAAGACAGAUACCAUUAGAGGCUAAGGUGGUUCCUCUUCCCACUCAGUUACCUACCGAGGCCAAAGUGACCAAACCCAACUUACGGGGAUUUCAAGAUCUUCACUUAAGCGGACCUCUGCAAACAUGGAAAGGGGUUGUUUAUUGUCAAGAAGAAGAAGAAGAUGAUGUUACCCUGGAUGUUGGUUCAUCAUUCAAGAGCAGUGCCGAUUCAUACGAGGAUAGCAAUUCUUCAUCCUUCCGUGGGGCCACCCAUCCAGCUGAACCCGUUGACACAAACCUGAUGAGACCAGUGUACGUACCGAUUAGCCAGAGCCCAUCUAGGAAGGACACAUUCUUUAAUGUAAAACGAGGCCAAUCUCUUCUUGAAGAACCCAACGAUCAGGCAAGAGUCUCUUCUCUUUUCGCUGUCCCGAGACCAUCACAAAACACAGAAGCCAGCCUGGCACAAGAUUCUGAAGACAGAGAAUGUGUUUGGGAUGCUUCUCUCCCUCCAAGUGGGAACGUGAGCCCACUCAGUAGCUGCACUAUGAGCAUUGUUAAUAGCUGCACAAGCACAUAUAAGAGUGACGGGAUGAUGAGCGAUGGCAUGCUGAGUAUAGACAGAAACUUUGAUUCACUUGAGAGUGUCCAAACGAGCAUUAGCAGGGCGAGUAAUAGCAGUGAUCUAAGUGAUGAAAGUAACUGGAGCAAUGUCACUGGAACAGCCAACAAGCCUCACAAAGGGAACGAUCCGAGAUGGAAUGCUAUUCUUGCCGUUAGGGCACGGGAUGGUAUGUUGGGGAUGAGUCACUUUAAGUUACAUAGGAGGCUGGGAUGUGGGGACAUCGGAAGCGUUUAUCUUUCCGAGCUGUGUGGGACCUUCUGUUCUUUCGCUAUGAAGGUGAUGGAUAAGGCGUCACUUGCGAGCAGGAAGAAGUUGAGCCGUGCUCAGACAGAGAGGGAGAUACUGCAACUGUUGGAUCACCCGUUCUUGCCAACUUUGUACACUCACUUUGAAACGGACCGGUUUUAUUGUUUGGUGAUGGAAUAUUGUCCUGGGGGAGAUCUUCAUAAUUUACGGCAACGCCAACCUGGAAAACAUUUCUCUGAGUAUGCUGCCAGAUUUUAUGCUGCAGAGGUUUUAUUGGCACUUGAGUACCUUCACAUGCUUGGAGUUGUGUACAGAGACUUGAAACCAGAGAACGUUUUGGUCCGAGAAGAUGGCCACAUCAUGCUUUCAGAUUUUGAUCUUUCCCUAAGAUGUGCCGUUUCACCAACACUUGUAAAAACCUAUUCUGAUCCAUCCAAGCAAGGGUCUUCGUUCUGUGUUCAGCCCUCCUGCAUUGAACCCACCUCUGUCUGCAUUCAACCUGCAUGCUUCCUCCCGCGGAUCUUUCCUCAGAAAAGCAAGAGACGAUCCCACAAACCCCGAUCUGAUUUCGGGCUACCGUGCAGCAAGGCACUACCUGAGCUAGUCGCGGAACCCACUUCGGUGAGGUCAAUGUCAUUCGUUGGGACCCACGAGUAUUUAGCUCCCGAAAUCAUUAAGGGAGAAGGCCACGGAAGUGCUGUUGAUUGGUGGACGUUUGGAAUAUUCUUGCAUGAGUUACUUUACGGGAAAACCCCAUUUAAAGGUUCAGGAAAUCGGGCAACGCUUUUCAAUGUGGUCGGGCAGCAGCUGAAAUUUCCAGAUUCACCCGCAACCAGUUAUGCUGGUCGUGAUCUGAUCCGUGGGUUACUGGUUAAAGAGCCGCAGAAUCGGUUAGGGGUUAAGAGAGGGGCAACAGAGAUAAAGCAACAUCCUUUCUUUGAAGGGGUUAACUGGGCUUUGAUCCGUUGUAGCACACCGCCCGAGAUACCUAAACCCGUCGAAGCUGAGCUGCCCGUGUUAAAAGUAGGGCAACAAAUUGAUCUUGUUGGCAUCGGGAAUAGCGGUAAAGGGAUAGUAGGAGGAGGAGGAGGUGGUGGUGGAGACAUGAAGCCUGAUGGUAAAUUUCUUGACUUCGAGUUCUUUUAGUAUAGGAUUGGUUUUUUUGUGACCACUUAUCCAUAUGGGUUCCUAGUCCUGCUAUUAGAGCAAAUUUCAUGACUUUGACUCAUUGUUCGUUGUUCAGCUGUUUGGAUAUGAGUAAGCUCCUUUUUUGUGAUGAGUUGAGGACAUAAUUAUGCUGAUGAAGAAUUGUAUGCUGAUCAAUGUUAUGAUUAGGCAAGCUAUAUUAAUACAACCAGUACUGGUAGUAAAUGAAAAGACUUGUAUUUAAGUUUAACUUUAAAGUAUCUAAAAUGCUAAGGUAAUGCUUUGUGUAGAUGGUCUUCUAGACACCAUGUUCACAUUUCACAAGUUUUUUUUGUUCUUAGACAUACAAAGUAUAUGUUCUUUGCACGGGCAAGUUUGUGUGGUGAAAGUGGUGGAAUGCACUGUGUGACAUAAAGUAUUCUCAAGGAGAAGUGGCAUUUUUGAUCCCUCUGUUGCCGCCCAUAAUUUAGUGCAC
Messenger RNA from Cuscuta europaea, 4255 nucleotides. Lineage: Eukaryota; Viridiplantae; Streptophyta; Magnoliopsida; Solanales; Convolvulaceae. The record is from the annotation of a GenBank genome assembly.